AAGAAUCGCUUUGGUUAUACCACUGUUCCUGUGGAUGAACUCAUGCCAAUUCAUCGCUAUGCCUCAUUUGAUACACCGCUUGUGGGUGUUCAGCUGACCCAAUUACAAGGUGGCCAGGCACUUGCAUAUUCGAUCACUCAUCGAUUAGCUGAUGGCGUGGCAUUUACCGAAUUUUUGAGCGCUGUGGCCUAUGCUUUGCGAAAUGAAAAAGUGCCGCCUAUCGAAAUGUAUUACGACUGGCAGCGUCCACCAUUGAAACCUAGUCCCAAGUACGACCACAGCAUUGAUUAUCCCGUGAUGAAAGAAAUCCCCGAACGGGUGAUGACUAUGGACCCUGGUCCCUCCAUGAAGCGCGUAAUUGCUAUUGCUGAAGACAAAGCUCAGGAACUCAAACGUCAAAUGAAACAAGAGAUGGCCGAUAAGGAUGUCAGGAUAUCAGUACGUGAUGCUAUUACGGCUUUCAUGUAUCGAGCCAUUGUCAAAGCAAGAAGGCUAAAGGGGCAAUGUAAUUUGGUCUAUGUGGUGAGCAAGCGUAACGCACAUCCAGAUAAACGGUUGUUGCAGCAUUUUGGAAAUUACUUUGUUGCGGUUACUGUUCCUGGAAAGCAUGAUGAGGUGAUCCAUAGCCCCAUGGUAUCCAUUGCACAACGCAUCCGUGAGCAUGUUGACAAGGUGAAUCCUGAAUACAUGGAUUCAUUGGAAUACUAUCUUAAUAAUCUCGAGGAUCCAAGCAAGGUGUAUCCACCCGUGCAUCGAAUGACAGCUAAAGAUGUGAUGUGGUCCGAUGGGAGUCGAUUCCCUUUUGGCUACGAUGUCGGAUAUGGAAAACAUAGCAGUGUGACCAGGAGUUGGAGUGAUCCUGUGCCGAUGGCAGUGGUUGCAAUCGCGCCUAAUUAUAAGGGUGCAUUUGAGUUGGUGGUCCAAUUGGAUCCAGAGAGCAUGGAACGAUUGAUGAAUGAUAAGCAAGUGCAAUACUAUACACUUGGCGCUUUUUAA
Molecule: messenger RNA, 996 nt
Organism: Lichtheimia ornata
Lineage: Eukaryota; Fungi; Mucoromycota; Mucoromycetes; Mucorales; Lichtheimiaceae
Exons: 2
Source: RefSeq, a predicted model, not a curated record